AACAAGAAUCCCAAUUAGAGAUUGGCCAGCAAUUGUAUAGAUUUGUCCGUAAUUUGAUUCAAUAAACCCAAGUAAAAUGGAAGUGGAAAGCCCCGAGCACAACAGAGAGUUUGCCGAAGUAGACAUUAAUAAUGGUGCAAUAACCGACGAGGAAGAGGUGCCCGCACCCGGCACCGUUUCGCUGGAGAACGAGAGCGAUUUGUUUGUUUCAGCAAUGACUCCAAGUGAGGUGCAACAGCGUCGAAUUUCGGUCAGUAAUUUAGAAGAGGUCCUCACAGAUGAUGGCGAUUACUUUAUAGAAAUAUCCGUAUCGGAUCCGCAAAAAAUAGGCGAUGGCAUGAGCUCGUAUUUGGCGUACAAGGUUACAACAAAAACUAACAUUCCGAAGUUCAAGCGCAGUGAAUUUAGCACACUAAGGCGUUUCAGUGACUUUCUGGGCAUACACGAUUUACUGGUGGGCAAGUAUAUGCGCUUGGGACGCAUAAUUCCGCCGGCACCGUCGAAAAACAUUAUCGGCACUACGAAAGUUAAAAUAAGUCCACAGCAGACGGAGCCGGGCACGGCAACGAACCAGGAGUGGGUGGAAAUACGUCGAGCAGCGCUGGAACGCUUUGUCCAUCGCACAGCACAGCAUCCAGUGCUGCGCGUUGAUAUGGACUUUAUGAAUUUUUUGGAGAGCGACCAGGAGUUGCCUCGUGCCGUUAAUACAGCGAUGCUGAGCGGAGCGGGCGUUAUGAGACUGUUCAACAAAGUUGGUGAGACUGUUAACAAGAUCACGUACAAAAUGGAUGAGAAUGAUCCCUGGUUCGAUGAUAAGAUUACUGAAGUAGAAAAUCUUGAUGGUAAUCUGCAAAAACUACACGCAGCCCUGAAAUCUUUGGUGACUUCACGCAAAGAACUGUCCGCUCUAACUGGACUUGUGGCCAAAUCAGCCGCGAUGCUCAGCACAUGUGAAGAACACACUGGACUGUCGCGUGCGCUCUCAAAUCUCGCCGAUGUGGAAGAAAAGAUAGAGCUGCUGCGCUCCGAGCAGGCUAACUCCGACUUUUAUAUUCUCGCCGAGUUCAUCAAGGACUAUUUGGGGCUUUUCGGUGCCAUUAAGUGCAUUUUUCACGAGCGUGUUAAGGCAUUUCAAAACUGGCAAUACGCACAAAUGCAGCUUUCCAAGCGUCGAGAGAAUCGUGGACGAUUUGAAUUGGCCAAUCGUGCCGACAAACUUGAUCAGGCACAACAGGAAGUCGAGGAAUGGCAGGGCAAGGUUCAACGCUGUCAGCAACAAUUCGAUGACAUAUCCGCGGAAAUCAAACGAGAAAUGGAGCGAUUUGAAUUGACCAGAGUGAAAGAUUUUAAGGCAAACAUUAUUAAAUAUAUUGAAGAUCAAAUGGCUCAUCAACAACAGAUCAUCAGCUAUUGGGAAACUUUUGCACCCUUUGCCCGAGAGAUCGUAUAAUACGAUUUAAAAAAGCAUUCGGUCAUCUAACAGAAAGGCGUGCAUAUAUUCCUUGUGAACUCAGCGGGACCAAUUUGUCGGAUUAAACAUCGCUAUUGCAGUUGAACAACAAUUUGCCUUCAUUGUUAUCUUCUAAUUCCUGCGUAUUUCAUAUCAAACGAGCAUUUUUACCAUAAAUCUCUGCUUAAAAGAAAAGUUCAACUUUAAUUAAGAAACCAACAUUGUUCAGCCUGACAUAAACGACAAAUACGCAUGCAGCCACACGUCUCAUACACACAUAUAACAAAACAAAUAUAUAAUAUUUAAAAGCAUGUAAUUAUACAUAAUUACACUUUGCAAAUAUUGCUUUGAUUUCACUAAAACUGUUUGUACAGUGCAAACAGUGUUAUUAUUCCUUUUUUCGGUAUUAUCUACAAUAAAUACAUACUUUUAAAAUGA
Molecule: messenger RNA, 1888 nt
Organism: Scaptodrosophila lebanonensis
Lineage: Eukaryota; Metazoa; Arthropoda; Insecta; Diptera; Drosophilidae
Gene: Snx1
Product: sorting nexin-2
Exons: 6
Coding region: 77-1450 (457 amino acids)
Biological process (GO): early endosome to Golgi transport
Cellular component (GO): endosome; endosome membrane
Molecular function (GO): phosphatidylinositol binding
Source: RefSeq, a predicted model, not a curated record